AGAGAUAUUGGGGAUCUACGGAGAGCACGCAGGACAGCGGAGCUUCACUGUGAGGGGGAAAAUGACAUAGCUUUCUGGAUAAAUGGCUCAUUUUAAGAUGAAAAACGGCCAGCUCUGGCUGCUUUUUGUUUUGUUUCUUCCUUUGUCAGGGGUUUUAUGUUUUAGUGAGUUGUCCUUCAUCACAGAGCCCAGUGAUGUUACUGUACUACCAAAGGAUUCUGCAGUCUUGGACUGUCAGGCUCAUGGGUUGCCUCCAGUCACCAUCAAGUGGCUGAAAAAUGGAGUUAAGCUGGCAGAGAGUGAGCACAUACACUUUCUGCCAAACGGCUCCUUGUACAUACCAAAGAUAAAACAUACCAAGGAGGAUUCAGAUGAAGGAUUCUACCAGUGCCUCUCCCAGAACAAAUAUGGAGCUAUCUUGAGCCAAAGAUCACGUCUGACUAUCGCAAGUAUCUCGGAGUUUGUUUUGCAUCCUGUGCCUAUGGUGGUGACUGAAGGUUCUGUGGCACGUUUUUCCUGCGCAGUCACCUCCAGCCCUCCUGCCUCCAUCACUUGGGAGCUCAACCAAAGCACAUUGCCACUACAGACAGACAGAAUAACAGUUUUGCCCAAUGGAGUUCUUCAGAUUCACAAUGUAGAGUUGGAAGAUGCUGGACAGUAUCGAUGUGUGGCAACUAACAUCGGCAGCCGUUUAAAGAGUAGAGAGGCCACGCUAACAGUCAACCAAGAUAAGCGCCCUAAACCCCGCCAGAGGCCCAGAAUCAUCGCUGGACCUCAGAAUGUAACAGUUUCCCUUCAUCAAACUGUGGUGCUGGAGUGUGUGGCCACAGGCAAUCCCUGGCCCAUCAUCUCCUGGAGCCGUGCUGACAGUAAACCCAUUGAUGUUUACAAGGCCAAAGUGCUGGGCAAUGGGAACCUGGUUAUUACUGAUGUCAGCUCCAAGCACAGUGGAAUCUACCUCUGCAGGGCCACCACACCUGGAACCCGCAACCACACCACUGCUGCAGCCAACCUCACGGUUCAAGUGCCACCCAACAUUGUUGAAAGGCCUGAGAGUCAAACCCGUCCAAGAGCAGGCACUGCCCGAUUUAUGUGCCAAGCAGAGGGAGUGCCCCCGCCACGCAUCAGCUGGCUAAAGAAUGGCGAAGAGGUUCAUUUAAAUGGGAGGAUCAAAAUGUACAACAGUAAAUUGGUGAUUACCCAGAUCAUCCCUGAGGAUGAUGCCAUCUAUCAGUGCAUAGCAGAGAGCGAACAGGGCUCUGUGCUGUCCUUGGCUCGACUCAUUGUGGUCAUGUCCGAGGACCGGCCAAGUGCACCGAGAAAUAUCCAUGCUGAGACCAUCUCAAGCUCUGCGAUCUUACUGGCCUGGGAGAGACCACUCUACAAUGCAGACAAAGUCAUCGCCUACUCUAUCCAUUACAUGAAGGCAGAAGGUCUAAACAAUGAAGAAUACCAGGUUGUCAUCGGCAACGACACAACCAGUUAUAUCAUCGAUGACCUUGAGCCAGCUCGAAACUACAGCUUUUACGUCGUGGCUUAUAUGCCAAUGGGAGCCAGUCGUAUGUCAGACCAAGUCAGUCAACAUACCCUGGAGGACGUGCCCCUGCGUACUCCAGAGCUAAGUCUGACCAGCCAGAGUGCGACCGACAUCCAGGUGAGCUGGCAGCCACUGCCGGCAAAGGUGAGCCGUGGUCAGUUGUCUGCGUACAGACUCUCCUAUCGCACAGCUUCAGACAGCACUGUCGUAUCUGUGGAGCUGUUACAAAACAGCACCGAAUAUCUCCUGGAGGGUCUGCAGCCCGACACCAUCUACCUGCUCCGCAUGGCGGCGGCCACGCGUGUAGGUUGGUGCGAGCCCUCAGCAUGGACCUCACACCGCACACCUAAGACCUCCAGCCACAAAGUGCCUUUAGCCCCUAUUCUACAACUUGAGCCACUUAACUGCACCUCCAUUGUGGCCCGCUGGCAAACCUCCCCAGAAUCUGUGGCUGUUCAAGGUUACCGGCUCUGUUACCAUGAGGAAGGUCAACCAGAGCAGCCCAACAUCCAGCUGCAGGCUGAAGCACGUAGCUACACCAUCAGUGGCCUUGACCCAAGAAGAAAGUAUCAUGUUAAGAUCCUGGCUGUCAGUAAAGUUGGAGAUGGCUACCAGACCGACCACACUAUUAGCACUCCAGGAUGUGUGUCGGCUAGAGACCAAAUGGCAGCUCCCCCUCCACCUCCACAGCAAGUGACCGUCUUAACCAGCAAUUCAUCUGCAGUGUCUCUGCGUUGGAGUCGUCCUUCUUUCCCCUCUGGAAAGGCUGUUAGCUUUACGGUCCGCUGUACACCAGUGGGCACACACAAUGCUUCUGCUAUACGCUACCUACAAAUUAACAAGCAGAGUGUGACGGUUCAGAAUUUGCUUCCGAACACUCGCUAUGAGUUUGUGGUGCGUCUCCAUGUGGACCAGAUGUCCAGUCCCUGGAGUUCUGUUGUUUACCAUCAGACCCCACAAGCAGCACCCAGCCAGCCACCUGCAGGAGUGCGAUUAACUCUGAUCGAGGACGACACGGCUCUGGUGUCCUGGAGGGAACCCACGGAACCCAAUGUGGCAAUUACACACUACAACAUCCUGUAUGCUUCUCAGAAAGCCUGGAUGGCUGGACACUGGCAAAGAAUACAAAGGGAGGGGAGUCAUACGAUGGCACUGUUGGAGAAGCUGGAGCCUGGGAACGUCUACCUGGUGAAGAUAUCUGCCUCCAACGUCGUAGGUGACGGGCCUUUCUCCGGCAUCGUGGAGCUGGCGCUGAGGCGUGGGAACCUCCGCAGCAAGAACCCGAGGCACUCUGACAGCAUCCUGGACACAACAGUGGUGUCUGACGGUCUCUACCACAUAGACCAGAGGUCCAUGACAGGGAUCAUUGUUGGUGUGAGCAUCGCCUUGGCCUGUAUUGUUAUGUGUGCCUUAAUCCUCAUCAGUAAGGGCAGACCAAGUAGGAAAUGUUCCAGUCCCAAAGUCAUUGCUGUAGGAAGCGCUGAAGGUCCACACGCUGCUUUGUCUCUGCCCAGUGAUGGUAAUACGGAGAACGUGGAGGCUCUUAUACCGAUGAUAAGUGAUCACUUCAUAGAUGCUAAGGGUGGAUCUAUUGUGGUUAUAAAUAGUGCCGGCCCAGUUAGCAGGAAGGGUCAAAGCAAGAGAUGGCUGCUGUUCAAGAAAGAGAUCACAAAUCCCCCUAAAAGUGACGUUGAGAUGAGAGCCAGCUUGUACGAAGCUGGAAAAACUGUUCUGAGAUACGAGGAGCAUCCAGGCUCAGCUCCCCUGCCGCCUUCGUCCCGUGAGAUCAUCUAUGGACCUUUUCACUCUGAGAGCUCUCACACCAGCGAGGGCAGCCAGGAGACAGGAGACUCCGGACACUACUCAAAUGAAGAAAGCAACGAAGAGAUGAGCAACCCGUCGACCACCCAGAGCUCCAGACCAGAGUCUUUCGGACCAGACAGCGGCACCACUGUGGCCGAGCUGAAGCAGUCUUUUGAAGUGGAGAAUGAGGAGAUUUUGAGGCGCCCCUGUCAACACUCCGCUCCUGAUGCUUCCUGGCUCUGCAGCACCUCGGAGGGCUCUCAUCCUGCCCUCCACUCGUCCCAAGCAGCCAGCUCCUGACAUCUCCUGGCCUGAAACCGAUCCAGCGGCCAAAGCUUAAGCCACUUCUACCUCGUUCGCUUCCUGAGCGGAGCCCCUUGGCUAUUAACUGAGAGACAGGGGACCAGGAAGUCAGCUGCUGCAAGGGAGGAAAUGUGCAUUUGCUUCGAACUUACCUCAGGAUUUUGUAUGAAUGUUCGUUAUAACAUUUUAUUUCCAUUUUUAUAACAACUUUCUACCUGUUUGUCUGUGUUUGGCGUUGUCUGUCCAAAACCGAAGCUCACCCAUGAUGAAUGUCAAAAAAAAAAAAAGAAUGUCAGAAAUGUACUGUGAUACAUUUACAUUAUAUUUAAUUACUUUUCACUGGAGCUUUUUUUUUUACUGAUUAUCUACCUCAGUGUUCUGUUCUUUAUAUACAUUACUACCUCCUUUUAAACACAUAUUGUGCAGUAUUAUCUCAGACUCAGGGGACAAAACUCUCUUCUUGUUACCUCUGUUGGGGCGUUAUGAUCUAGUUUCUAUGUUUGCGGUUGAAAGAGCUUUUGUUUCUCCUCUUUUUUUUUGUCUUUGAAUGGUGUAUGUUGUGUAUGACAAGUGCAUUAGGGUUUGUCAAACUAUUUCGGGCAUUUUCAAUGCACUGAACUGAAAGCUUUAAGAUGGCCUUAAUAUCAGAAGGGCUUUGCAUACUGUAUACGUUGAGAUCCAAAGACAGGAAGAACUGUACCCAAAGAAUUUUUGAUAAUACAAAAGAUAUUCUACCAAAAAUAUGGACGUGGAUGUACAGAAAGGAUGCAUUUGCCAAAUUUUUCUUCUUGCCAAUGAUGUAAAUUGUUUCAGAGUGCUGGUUUUCUCAGUGAACAUUUUAUUAAUGCUUUAUUCUGGUGAAAGCUUUAGCGCCAGCCUCAUUGGCUUGUGCUCCGUUUGCCUUCUAGACCAUUGCUAAACGCAGCGGUGAUGCCGAUGCUAUUAUCCAAAGAGUUGUCUACUUCCUCAUAUGGGUACAGCUUUUUUUUUAUUCAGUUGAUCCUUGGUACAAUGAGGUGAAAAUUACUGACACAGGCCAAAGAUCCAGUGUGUCCUGUCAGUGACAGAUGUCGAGAGUUAGAGGAUCAUCUGUCAUCCUUCACAAAUGUUGCUGUGUGGGGAAGAAUCCCCUUUCUCUCUUCAUGAUAUUUCCUGUCUAGGUGUGACAAUUAAGGAUUCUGACUAUCAUAAAGGAAACCCUGUGUGUGAAGAGCAACAUAAUCAAAUUUUAUACCUUUAUAAUACAAAUAAUAGUAACCAAAGAAUCUUAAAGUCCCUGUUAUUUAGUGAUUUUCUUUGGUUUUCAUUUACAUUAUAUACAUUUUUUUGCAUCUAAAUGUGAUAUAAUUUCGGUGGGUUUGACUACUAGAAAGGCAUUUUUACAUAGUUCUUAUUUCUUAGGCUUGAGAUGUCAAAAACUGUUCUGCUGUCUCUUUAUCAUCAUGAAAUGUCACCUGAAUAACACUUACAUUACAGAAAAUCUGAUUUAGAUUGUCCCUUUUUUUCUUUUUAGCAUGAAAACAUUUCCCAGUUCCCAGUGGUUUCAAUUUCAAAUUUGUGUAAUUCAGUAAUGUAGAGAAUUCAUUUGGAAGGGCACAUGUAUUUGUGCUGACUUCACUCAGGUUUCAAAGUGUAGAUUUAGAGUCUAGAUUUAACUGUUAUUAUUUAAGUUAUGGUUUUCUGAUAUUCCCUGCUUUUGAAUACCAAAAUAUGUCUUUUAAUCCAAAGUGAGUAACAAAACAAAUUAUUUUAUGUGUUGAGAUGUUGCAACAGAUUUUUUUUGAUACUCUCAAGAUGAUGAAUACUAGAUAAUAAAAUUGUUGGAAAUAAAAAUUUGUGUUUCCUUGAA
Molecule: messenger RNA, 5492 nt
Organism: Mugil cephalus (flathead mullet)
Lineage: Eukaryota; Metazoa; Chordata; Actinopteri; Mugiliformes; Mugilidae
Product: protogenin B-like
Exons: 19
Coding region: 83-3640 (1185 amino acids)
Biological process (GO): cell-cell adhesion; axon guidance
Cellular component (GO): plasma membrane; axon
Molecular function (GO): protein binding
Source: RefSeq, a predicted model, not a curated record